AUGAUAAAAGAUAAUUUAUCUACUGGAUCUCUAACUCAUGAUUUUCAUUCGAUUGAAUUAUGUUUUGGACAUAAUCCAGUGUUUUUUUCAGCAUCUGAAAUAGGUUUUCUAUGUGCAUUUGUUCGUUUGACUCUUGAACGUCGUCUUUCAUCUAGUCAUUUAUCUGAACUAUUCUUUCAUAGUGAUCUAUUACAAUCCUUAUAUAAACGUGAAGCUUUUCUACCUGCAGAUGAUCGAGGUCUACGAAAACAAUUUUUAGCUCAUGUUGAAUCUCUUCAAUUACUUGAUUAUAAAUGUUUUUCAAAUUCUUAUGCAGAUAUUUAUGUUAUAUUUUAUGUUAUUAUUUUUCGUAUCAGGGCGCGAUCUACAAGAAUCUCUAGUAUAACAACUGCUAACCAUCAAAAACUGCACUUAAAAUUAAAUUUAAAGUUUCCUUGUGGAAGAUGGUUGAAUAACAAUAAUGGAUUGUUCGAUUUUGGAUCAUCAUCUCAAUUAAUGACAACAAGUUUAAUUAGUGGUGGAUCUCAAACAAAUCGAUUGGCUUCAGUACCAUCCCGAUCACCUCGUUUUACGACGUGUCAAUGA
Rotaria sp. Silwood2 is the source of this 585-nucleotide messenger RNA. The record is from the annotation of a GenBank genome assembly. NCBI's taxonomy places the organism in Eukaryota, Metazoa, Rotifera, Eurotatoria, Philodinida, Philodinidae.